AUGAAGUCAUUGGUUUUGGUGGUGGCGACACGUAAAGCUCCGGUGUCUGCCAGUGUCAUGAAGGAAGCGGCGAGGAAGAAGGUCAUGACCUCAACAUCCGUGUUGACUGUCCGUCCUGAAGCCCGCGUCCUGGAGCAGGAGGCAAGAGGCAACACCAGACCCUGUGUUGACCUGUGCUGCGUCUGUGCCGCUCUUCCCCCGGUGUGGUGGCGACCUUCCUGCGGCGACCCUUCUUGCCCUGUGCCUGUCCAGCCUCAAGAGGGGUGGAAGCUGUCAGCUCAGGUGGAACAGAGGGGUGUGUUCAGUCAGCAGGAGCUUGGUCUGUAUGGUAGGAAGUGGAAGGUGGAUGUGGGUCACGGUGUGUACAGGGAGUUUAGGGCCUUUGAUGAUGGGACUGAGUUGCGAGAGGAGCUGCAGCAGCGUCUGUUGAGGGAUGGGAUGUGUGUGUUGAACCUCCACAGAGCAGUCAGCUUGAUCAUCCAGCAUGGGGAGUUCUUGGUCGUGGUUGAUUGUGGGGAGCGUAAUGCUUCAGGAGAUAGUGUAAAGGCUGCUAGCAUCAGGAAAUAUCGCUUAAAUACAUUUCAUAGAGAUAGUGUAAAGGCUGCUAGCAUCAGGAAAUAUCGCUUAAAUAAAUUUCAUAGAGAUAGUGUAAAGGCUGCUAGCAUCAGGAAAUAUCGCUUAAAUACAUUUCAUAGAGAUAGUGUAAAGGCUGCUAGCAUCAGGAAAUAUCGCUUAAAUACAUUUCAUAGAGAUAGUGUAAAGGCUGCUAGCAUCAGGAAAUAUCGCUUAAAUAAAUUUCAUAGAGAUAGUGUAAAGGCUGCUAGCAUCAGGAAAUAUCGCUUAAAUAAAUUUCAUAGAGAUAGUGUAAAGGCUUCAAGCAUCAGGAAACGCAUUGUUAAGAAAGAACAGACAGGACAGUUUGAGUUUGUUGUGCAUCAGUUUUUAGAGAAAGUGAAGGACGGCCCAGAGUUUGUCUGUUGUGUGUGCCAUCGAUUGUUGUUUAGGCACCAGGUUCUGAAUUGUAAGUGGGAAGACUAUAGGAAGACCGAGACAGUAGCCUCAAUAGCAUCAAAGUGCAUAACAGAGGACUACUUGCAUCAGUGUACUAAGGACUGCGAUGUGCCUUGUCAGUGGUUAGAUACAGCUCGGGGGAAGCUGUGGAUUUGUUACAGUUGCCAUUACAAGAUCAACAGGGGUGAGAUGCCACCUGAGUGUUGGCUGAACAAUCUCACAGUUGACCCUGUUGCACCAGAAUUGGCAUGCUUGAAUAGUUUAGAGCAACACUUAAUUGCGUUGCACAUUCCAUUUAUGAAGAUGGUAGCUCUGCCCAAAGGGGGGCAAAAUGGAGUUCAUGGUCCAGUGACCUGUGUCCCUGCUAACAUUGUACAGACUAGUAACUUGUUGCCUCGUUCCAAUAUGGAGGGGUCUUUGUUGGCAGUGAAACUGAAGCGCAAGUUGACCUAUAAAGGUCAUUAUGAGUAUCAGUUUGUUGAUCCUCUGCGCAUUAAGCAGGCCUUACAAUAUCUAAAAGCGACCAAUAGCCUUUAUAAGGAUAUUGUGUUUAAUGAGGCCUGGUUAAAUGAGUUUUGUAGGGAAGAGGAAGUCAAAGUUCCUGGAGCAUCAGAAACUGUAGACGGUGCUGAUGCUGCAGCUGAGGAUGAGCUUCUGCAUGACAGACAGCAAGCAGCAUGGCAUGUUCCAGGACACAUGUCUCAUGCCUGUUGAUAUUGCUCAGGAGGUCCUUGACCAGUGAUUUGAUGGUGUUUUGAAUGUAGCUCCAGCAGAAGGCAAUAAUCCUGUGAAGCUGCUUAGUGACACCACGAAUGAAGCAAAGUGUUUCCCCGUGUUGUUUCCUCGGGCCAGAAACACUUAUCACGAGCGUCGG
Thalassophryne amazonica is the source of this 1885-nucleotide messenger RNA. RefSeq lists its product as uncharacterized. The record is from RefSeq and is a predicted model, not a curated record. NCBI's taxonomy places the organism in Eukaryota, Metazoa, Chordata, Actinopteri, Batrachoidiformes, Batrachoididae. Bases 1 to 1725 code for a protein of 574 amino acids. The transcript is spliced from 6 exons.